CCUCCCUAGAACCGAAAAGCUGGGUUUCGCUCAAUUCGUUUUUGUGAGUUUAAUUUUUAGUCAUGUCUCCAAAGAAUCCGAAAAGCAUAAAGAAGGAAUACCAAACACGCCCUCAGUUUAAGCUGCGCUCGAGUCGCAAAAACAUCAGGGAUAAGUUUCGCACUCUGCCGAAAAGAGAUAAGGAUGAAUCGCCCGGAGAGUUGGAUCAAGAAACGGCUGAUGGUGUGCGGGUCAAAGUUGACAACGACUUUUCAUUUGUGAGCUAUGAAGAAUUCCAGAAAUAUGUAGAUAAUCUCUUCGACAUUGUGUGGCACCUGAAGCUCAACGACCCCGAGUAUGUGCCCAUGGGCUUUGAGGAAUGUGCUCAUGCCUAUUACUUGGCAUUUUAUCUAAAGCCAGAGAUUCGUGAGCGAUACAAGUACAGACUAAACCCGUGUACGCGGACCAUCAGUGCUCGCCUACUUGCAAUACCGACUCGCGAGCAAGCCGAGAAGCUGAAGCAAAAUUUUCCUCAGUUUAAAAUCUCCGAAUUGGUCGAAGAAACGGUUGUUGCUCCUGUCAGCUUUCAGUUUUUCCAAAGUUACAUCAAGAAUCUAGAGGAAAUCAUCGAGAAAAUGCGGAGCGAAGACCAGUUUAAGUAUUUAUCCAAAGAAAAGUGUGCCAGGGAAUACUUCAGGCUGUUCUACAGCUCGCCUGAAAUACGCGAGCGAUUCCAGGUUAAACUAAAACCAUGUCCCAGAACAGUACGGGAAACAUUGCUGAGUCAACCGACCUGCUCAGUUAUUGGUGAAAGCAUUGAGGUACCUAUGGAACUUGAUAGCUUUGAUCUGCCAUCCGAUCAACCUUCAGAUCAACCAAAGCGCAACGAUACGCACAGAGAAUCUGUAAAUGAACCAGUGAUAACUUUUGAAGGCGUCACUCACAAAUACCCCAUAAGCCCGCAAUGCUUUUGUGAGAACAUCAACUACGACCACAUGAUUUGCCAGCUCAGGGAAACACAGCAAUAUAAUCAAAGGAAAGGUCUUACGACGAUUCUUACGGAUCAGCAGUUGAUGCAACGCUUCUACCAUGGCUUCUACACAAUCAAGGAAGUCCGCCAAAUCUAUCACUACACUUUCAAAGCUGAUCACCCCGUGCUGCGGAACAGGCUUCUUCAGUUUGCCAAGUGGGUGGGCCCAUCGGAAUCAAAUCGGGCAUCGAAUGUAGUUGAAAAGGAAGCUGAACAGAAUCCAGCUGGUCCAUUGGAGGCAGCUCCUGUAACCUUUUCUAAGAUACGCGAGUCGACUGUGGUCACCAUCGAGGGCGUAUCCUUUAAGUAUCCGGUUAAGAUAAAAACAUUCCUGAAAUACAUAAACUUUAGAGAUAUAGCGAGAGAGUUGCUAAGCAAAUCGCAAACAAAAUUAUCCGCCAGGAAAUUGCUGCGCCGCUACUAUCACUCCUUUUACAUGAAAAAUUACAAUCGGAAUACUAUUAAUUAUAAAUUUAGUGAGAAAACCCCCAAAACGCUGCUAAAAAAGCUAAAUGCAUUUGCCAUUCCUGUUAAUACAGAACAAAAUAAUGAAAAAAUGACACUUGACAGGUAAGAAACAAU
Messenger RNA from Drosophila guanche, 1591 nucleotides. Its product is annotated as protein telomere ends associated-like. The transcript has 5 exons. Lineage: Eukaryota; Metazoa; Arthropoda; Insecta; Diptera; Drosophilidae. The coding region runs from base 63 to 1583 and encodes 506 amino acids. The record is from RefSeq and is a predicted model, not a curated record.